This is a messenger RNA of Nylanderia fulva, 2992 nucleotides long. Its product is annotated as histone-lysine N-methyltransferase SUV39H2-like. Gene Ontology annotation, molecular function: histone H3K9 methyltransferase activity; protein binding; zinc ion binding. Lineage: Eukaryota; Metazoa; Arthropoda; Insecta; Hymenoptera; Formicidae. Gene Ontology annotation, cellular component: nucleus. The record is from RefSeq and is a predicted model, not a curated record.
CCAAGCACCUCUCCCGUCUUUUCUCAUAAUCGGAGUCGUUGCCCGAACCGUUCGGUCUUCUUCUCUCUUCCAAGACCAAUUCGCGCAAUUAUCCGUAACUUUGUCUACGUUGAUAGAAGAUAGUCACCGCUGAGGCAGAAGCAAAACAUGGGCGGCGAGGAAGUAGUGGGUGUUACCACCGGCCAGCCAAAUCUCUACAAGCAGGACUUGUCGAAGCUCGAUGUUAGUAAAUUAACGGCAUUGUCACGUGAGGUGAUCAGUAGACAAGCUACAAUCAAUAUUGGUACUAUUGGACAUGUAGCACAUGGAAAGUCGACGAUUGUAAAAGCCAUUUCAGGAGUGCAAACUGUUCGUUUUAAAAAUGAACUAGAAAGGAACAUUACUAUUAAACUCGACGCAGUGGCUUGUGGUAGCAGCAGCAAAUCAGCAGAUAUACCCGGCAGCGUAGAUAGCGAAACGCCGGCCGUUUAUCAAAAACGACAUCUCUCCCCUGGAAGCAUGUUUGACGCACCAUGCGCCAAGCAGUCCAGACUCGAGACAAGAGAGAGCCGCAACAUCAAUAUAUCCCAUGGACUGGACAACAGAAAUACUUUCCGCACCGUCUCAUCAUCAUCAUCAUCAACAUCAACAUUAUCAUCAUCAUCAUCAUCAUCAUCAUCAUCAUCAUCGAGGCAUCUGCGAGCGCACCGAAGAAUCAUCACGCAACAGGCACUCGUGGCACACGAUGGCGGAUCUCGUGUAUGUAACGGAAGUAUGAGAGAUCCAGGUAGCGAUGGCCGACAGUCCGACUACGAGGAGUCGUCGUCUGAUGGUAGAUCGUCCGCACGAGACGACAGUCUGAUAUCUCGUGAGUUCGAACUAAAAGACUUACGAGUGUUGUUGUACGAUAUCAAACACACUGAGAAUAAUCGUGAAUUAUCAACACUUGGCGAGUCCUCUACUAGGUCUAGCAAGCAGAACAAGCUUUGGGAAGUAGAGAAGAUCCUACAAAAGCGCGAGCAGAAUGGCGAGCCGUCCUAUUUUAUCAAAUGGAAGAAUUGGGAUUAUAAAUACAACACGUGGGAGCCGUUGCGCAAUCUCAUUAAUUGUGAGGAUUUGUUGCGUGAGUUUGAGGAUGAAAGGCAGAAGUUGAUCAACCGGUUCAAAAAGAAAACAAACUUUUAUCCAACUGUGCGCGACGUCGAGGAUUUUCUGGCCCAAUUAUUUUCCAAGGGCAUAUCGAUCGAUGACGCUACAUCAGCUGCCGCCACCGCUGCCACCGUUGCCGAGGACAAUGUAUACAUAAAUAUUGGGCACUAUUUGAAUAGACCGUCUCGUAGCGGCAAACUGGAGAUAAAGAUAAAACGACAGCUCGUGCACAUGCUUCUGCAGGAGUUGCGGCGUGACCAGCUCGAGUUGCUACAAGACUGGGAAAACGAAAUGAACAGUAUCACGAAGAAAAAACCGACGAUACGUGUGGAGAACCUGGUGGAUCUGGAGGGCGCGCCGCAGGACUUUUAUUAUAUAAACAAUUACCUGCCGGGCGCAGGCAUCAUAAUACCGGAUGAUCCGCCGAUCGGUUGCGAGUGCGACAGCUGCGAAACCGGUAAAAAGUCCGGUUGCUGCUUCGCGCAGAACGGCGUGACGUCGUUGCCGUAUACGUCGGCAUGCCGGGUACGCGUACCUCCUGGUACACCCAUCUACGAAUGCAACAAGCGCUGCGCCUGCGACGCGCUGACUUGUCCGAAUCGUGUGGUGCAACGCGGCAGCGACACGCAGCUGUGCAUCUUCCGCACGGACAACGGUCGCGGUUGGGGUGUGCGCACUUUACGCGCGAUCAAGAAGGGCACCUUCGUCAUUCAGUACGUGGGCGAGGUGAUUAGUAGCGAGGAAGCGGAGAGACGCGGCAGACAGUACGACGUGACCGGUCGUACGUAUCUCUUUGAUCUCGAUUACAACGAGACCGAUGGCCAGUGCCCGUACACCGUGGACGCCGCCAUGUACGGCAACGUCUCUCAUUUCAUUAAUCACUCGUGCGAUCCGAAUCUCGCGGUCUACGCGAUCUGGAUCAAUUGUCUAGAUCCGAAUCUGCCGAGUCUCGCGCUCUUCGCCAUCAAGGAUAUUAAACAGAAUGAGGAGCUGACUUUUGAUUAUACGUGUCAGACGCCGCGCGGCAGUAACGAGAAGAUGCAACAGCAGCUACUGGAUAACGAACCGGACGCCAAGAAUAUCUCGAAGAAUAGAAUUCUCUGUAAAUGCGGCGCCGCAACGUGCCGGCGAUAUUUAUUUUAAUGUUUCUUUUGAAGUAUAUGUAAUUAUUAUGAGAUGUCUGCCACAACGUGGCUCAAUUGUUAGCCCCGAUUAAGUCAAGUUUAAUCUUUUUUCCUUGUAUAUAUUAUCGAGCUAGCAACGAUUGUAAUUCGAAAAGAGAAAGAAAGCAUUCAAGCUUAGGAGUAGUUCAUCUAGAUUGGGAUAAUGUAAUCAAAUCUUAUAGUAUCUCGAAAUUUUUAUAUUAUUAUCUUUUUAAAUUCAGUUUUUCUUUUUGAGUUGAGUUAUGACUGCCAGCAAAGAUGCGAAAAAUUUUAAACACAACUCACAAGUUUGAUUGCAUAAAAUCGCAAUGUUUAUUAACAAAGUUACGAAUAGUGUUCUUUUGAUUACUGUGUAUUAAUUCUCGAUUCCAAUUACUUUUGAUUACUGUGAAUUAAUACUCAAUUCUUAGUACCUUUGUAUUUGUUGACAUUCUUAACUUGUUUAUUUUGCAUUAACUUUUGCAUUACUUUCCUAUCAUUUCACACUUGUUACUUGACAAUGGAUGUGAAAUUUAUUUCGCAUAUUAGAUUGCUGUAGGCUAGGUAAGUUGAAAGAUAUAAAUACUAAAAAUAAAGAAAUUAUUUGGCCCAGUUUAAUUAAAAAUGGAUUGUAAUUAAUUAGUCAAUCUUGUAACAAUAUAUCAUAUGAUUCAAAUAAGACAGUAAGAGAAAAAUGUAGAAUUAUAAGAUAUUUCAAAGAC